Molecule: messenger RNA, 378 nt
Organism: Trichomonas vaginalis G3
Lineage: Eukaryota; Parabasalia; Trichomonadida; Trichomonadidae
Exons: 1
Coding region: 1-378 (125 amino acids)
Source: RefSeq, a predicted model, not a curated record
AUGGAUUUCUCUCUUGAUGAAUUAAGAGCAUUCAAACUCAGAUUUAGUGGUACAUAUACAAAUGGGAAACUGUUAGUUUUCAUACUUCCAAAUAGCCUUAUCAUUCUUACAUUUCAUCCAGCAUUUAUUAAAGAUCAGAAAUCUUUUGACUACAUGGGGCCUCCACUUGGUCACGAAAUCCAUGUUGAUGAUGAAAUUGUUUAUAUUAAUGAAGAAAUACUUAAAUGUCCAACUCAAGGAAAUGUUAUAGAUGUAAAUCCAAACAUGGGCGAUGUAGAAAGAUUUAAAGGUGGCCCAACUUCGAAUUUUAUAUUAAUUGUCAAGCCUAAUAAAGGCGCUCCACGUCAAUUUGGAGAUGAUUAUGUUAAAAUUUGUUAA